Molecule: messenger RNA, 2451 nt
Organism: Aaosphaeria arxii CBS 175.79
Lineage: Eukaryota; Fungi; Ascomycota; Dothideomycetes; Pleosporales
Exons: 4
Coding region: 166-2235 (689 amino acids)
Biological process (GO): regulation of DNA-templated transcription; DNA-templated transcription
Molecular function (GO): DNA binding; DNA-binding transcription factor activity, RNA polymerase II-specific; zinc ion binding
Source: RefSeq, a predicted model, not a curated record
UUAUUACUACUACUGCCUCUGCCCGGAGCAGGUUACAUGAGCUCCUCCAGGUCUCUCUUUUCUUUUGAGGAUCAUGUCUUAACCUUGUCCUAUCAAUAGAUUCCAUUCCAUUCCAUUCGUCUGUGUCCAUGAUCCUUCCCUAGCAUACCACUUCCUUAAUUCACCAUGUCAACUACGUCUAUUACCACUCCUGUCAAACGAGCCUGCGAUAGUUGUCACAGGCGCAAAGUCAAAUGUAUUGGCGAGGGGACGAAUCCGUGCAAGAACUGCGUUUCGGCGGGGCUUGCUUGUACAUACAAUGCAAUUCCUCAAAAGAAAGGUCCUAAGGGCAGCCGCGCAAAGGUUCUCUCUGAAUUGAGGGAAACGCAGCGUCAGUCCCAACUUGCUGCAGGCUUUCCACCCGAAUUGAGCUACGAUGGCCGCACCUUAUCCGCAGCUUUUGCGCGAACACCAGGACUUUUGCCUCAAGCUCUAGUCGAGAGCUGCGUGGACUUCUACUUCCACACAGUGUACCCUUCACAACCCGUCCUUCACCGUCAACGAGCGCAAGAAAUCAUCCUCAGCGCCGAGCAUUCUACCGAGGCUUACUGUAUGCUCGUGGCCCUCUGCGCGUAUGUCAUGAUACAAUCCGACACGACCGUUCCUCCGAACAUACUGCCACGGCCAGACAUGGCCCAGAUGUCGAAUGUUAGCAUUGGGCACAUACUGUUGGAGGAGGCUGUCCGGGUCCGUAAAGGAUUUGACUACUUGGAAAGUCCAACACAUUUAUCUGUUUUGACCUCAUGGUUCUUCUAUGGAUGCUAUCUCGGGCUGGGACGAGACAACACUGCCUGGUCAAAUCUUCGGGAAGCCACAACACAAGCACAACUUCUGGGAAUGCACGAUGAAGAAACGUACAAGAACGAUCCUCUGGAUAUUUCGAGACGGCGGAUCUUAUAUUGGCUACUUUUUAUUGCAGAAAGAACUCACGCUCUCCAUAAACAUCGUCCAAUCACUCUAUACCCCACCAUCCACCCUCCUUCAUUGGAAGACCCGCCGUCAGAUCGUCCAAUUGCCUCUGGGAUCGAAUUGAUGGUCAACCUUUACAAACCAUUUGACGAUACAUUUUUCAGCAUCUGGAACAAAGUUCGAGCAAGUGCAAAUCCUACCUGGACAGCACAAUUGCAAGCACAGCUAUCAGAGGCGCUCCCCAACUACCUGGAAUGCACAGAGAUCCAGGCGGUCGACUUACGAAUCACUCAGCAAUGGCUGCGAACUAUGGUCUGGCAACUGUGCGUAAGCCAAGGACUGGUUAGUAGUGUCACUGCGGACAGUGCCAUGACAUUCAAAUAUCCAAUCGAGAUCUCUAGGGAGCUCUUGUCCCUGGCCCACCAAUUCUCACAGCAGGCUAUGGAGGUGCACGGUGUUGGUCUGAUCGAAAAGAUGUUUGACGUUGCUUGCUGCCUGACUGAUGUCGUUGCAUGCAUACCUUUCUCUCCGGACACCUUUGCACUUGGUCCUCGCGACUAUGUCUCACGCUUCCUCACUUUAUUCUCUGCCCUCCGGGGUGGACAGACCCGCUAUCUACCGCUCCUCUUGGCCAAGGUCUCCGACGUUCUUCCAAAUCUUCCGCUUCCCCGCUCCCUCAAUAUAGCUCACCUCCCUACGCCGAUCGGCCUUAACCCUGGACUUGGAUCUGUUCCAUCCAACGUCAACGAUGAUCUUUCUUCGAUACCGUCGGUGUCGUCUCCUUCCUACCCAUCUAACGAAUUGAUACGCCAACUUGCAGCCCAGACAGGUGCCCAACUCCCUUUGAGCACUUCCCAACAACCACUUCUACAGGCACCCUCGUCCCGGGUUGAGGACCUCUCACUGUAUGAUACAUCCGCUCCUCACAGCGCCAACUCUUCGGGGUCAGCUCCAGCAAGCCAGUCGGCAACUCCAGGUCCUUACGAACCAUCGCCGAGCCAACCACGGACGCAAUUGCAGGCACAGGGCCAUCCAGUUCAAGUGACUUCUUCCCAUCCACACCAGCAUAUGCAAAGCCAUCACCUUAGUGUCAAUUCGAACGCUUAUGAUCCGAGGUUCACUGUUCAGGGGUUUCCUGUCGAUCCAUCAAUGGUGUUCAAGCAGGAAGAUGCAAGUGCCCCAGGUCAGAUGCAAGGUGUUCCAGCGGUCAUGUAUGCUCAUGAUAGUGCCGGUCGUGGAGGGCUGGCUCAUGGCAGGGCGCAUCACGACGGCGGAUAUGCAGGGUGACGGUUUGAACGACACGUGUAGUGCAACCAAACACUUGGAACCGAUCACUGGAGCAUCUUCGGCGGAACUAGGAAUCGGAGGCCAAAAGAGGAUGGACAUCGCUUGGAUCGGCCCUUCUUCGCUACUACGGAGUAACCUUAGCAACAGAACCCCUUGGGAGUUGAAAGAGGAAGAGUUCAAAGACAGUAGUAGACUUGGCCAAUGUCAAGCCUGGCA